Dovyalis caffra is the source of this 753-nucleotide messenger RNA. The record is from the annotation of a GenBank genome assembly. NCBI's taxonomy places the organism in Eukaryota, Viridiplantae, Streptophyta, Magnoliopsida, Malpighiales, Salicaceae.
AUGAUUGAUUGUAUCGGAGGAGGAGAUGGGGAGAGUGAUGCAUCACCACCCCAACCCCAGAACAUUUCCAACACCAACGAUUCUUUGGCUGAGGUUUUGGUACCCAGAGGAUCACCCAGCUCAACUCAUGUAGUAAUUGUGAUGGAUGCCUUGAGGGGGUUCUCCUGGGAGCCCCUUCAGUGGGCACUUGAUCAUGUCAUUGCCACUGGCUACACCAUCACCCUCCUUGGGGUCAUGCCAUGGAUCCCCCUUCCAUUGUCACUGAAGACAUGGUUAGACGUCUGGACAUUUGAUCUCGGUGAUUGGUCAGCACUAAAGGGUAGGGGUGAACUGAAGAAUGACCAGAAGUCUCAGAAGAUUCGUGGGAUCAUCCAGCUCUGCGACCAGAAAGGGGCGGUUCCUUGCAUGAAAGUUGCAAUGGGGCAUCCCUUGAAGCUUGUGGUUCUUGAGCACACCACAAACCUUCAUGCUACCUUCGUUGUUAUUGAUAGGCAUCUGAAAAAGGACAGAGCAUUCUUCGCCGACAGAUUGCCAAGCAAUGCAGUGAUAAUGAACAGUGAUGGAGGGGUAGACAUGCUGAAAAUGCUGUCUACUGAUCUCUCAAGUUCAACUCCCAGAGAAUCUCCAGCGACUUUAAUUCCACUACCGCCUCACAUUAGUGAGAGGGAGAGGUGGGCUCAAAACAGAGUGGGAGAGAUGGAAAAUCCAGAAAGAAAAAGGCUGGCAAAUCUGGGAGACGAAAAGCAUGGAUAG